Messenger RNA from Nicotiana attenuata, 2445 nucleotides. Its product is annotated as pentatricopeptide repeat-containing protein At5g66520-like. Lineage: Eukaryota; Viridiplantae; Streptophyta; Magnoliopsida; Solanales; Solanaceae. Gene Ontology annotation, molecular function: protein binding; RNA binding. The transcript has a single exon. The record is from RefSeq and is a predicted model, not a curated record. The coding region runs from base 162 to 1748 and encodes 528 amino acids. Gene Ontology annotation, biological process: RNA modification.
GGGGAUUAAUUGUUAUUUGUUGUAGACAAAACAUGGUUGAUAUGUAUUCACAUAUGCUAUCAUGUUGUUUGUUUGGAUAAGGUUUCUAUGGCUGAGGAUACAAGAUUGGAACAUAUAAGCCAAUCCUAGGAGCAUCAAACACAAAGCGGAGUUUACAAUAAAUGGCUGCUGCUUCCCUAAGCGGCCCCGUAAAUAUUUUAGAAUUGCAAAAUGGAAGAGGUAAUAAAAUCCCAAGCAGUGUUUUGUUGCUCCAGAUGUGUCGCCAAAACAAGGAAGUCAAACAAUUACAUAGCCAACUGAUUAUUUCAGGAUUGAUUCUUCGCCCUCCAAAUGCAGCAAGGCUAUUAGAAUCCUAUGUUGGAGUGUCUGAAACUGAUGAUGCAUUCUUACUCUUUAAAUCAUCAAUUCAAUCACCUGAUACCUUUGCUUAUAAUGUUAUGAUCAGAGGUCUGAUUCUUAGCAAGCGACCUAAGGGGUCACUUUUGUUGUAUGAACAAUUAUUAUCAGAGGGUCUUGUACCAGAUAGCCAUACCUAUACUUUUGUUCUCAAAGCAUGUUCUCAUUUGAAAGCUAUUCUUCAAGGUAAACAAGUACAUGCACAAAUUAUCAAGACUGGCAUAGGACCAAAUACCCACGUUUGUAGCUCUCUAAUUUCUAUGUAUUCCUAUGCUGGAAGUAUGGAAUCUGCAAGACAAGUUCUUGAUGAAUAUUAUAAGGAUAAUAAUGACAUUUGUCCCCUUAACUCCAUGAUUACCGGUUAUAUGAAUGAGGGCCUUGUGGAAAAGGCUAAAGAAAUCUUUGAUACAAUGGAAAAUAAGGAUACUGCAACAUGGAGUGCAAUGUUAUCAGGGUACACUAAAAAUGGUAUGCACGACGUUGCACUUGUCACCUUUCAGAAAAUGAUGAGUUAUAGAGUUCCACUGAAUGAAUCUUCACUUGUGUGCACUCUAUCAGCCUGUGGAGAGUUGGGAGCUUUGGAUCAGGGAAGAUGGAUACACACAUAUAUCAUAAACAAGAGAGAAAUUGUAAUGAGUGUCAAUCUUGGUACUGCUUUAGUUGACAUGUAUGCCAAGUGUGGGUGCAUUGAGUUUAGUUAUCAGUUGUUUAAGAAUAUGCCUCAGAGAGAUGUUGUAACUUGGGGAGUGAUCAUUUCAGGUUUUGCAACACAUGGGCAAGCCAAGAAAUGCUUUCAAUUAUUUGAUGAGAUGAUUGAGUCCGGAGUUAAGCCAAAUGGAGUCAUCUUUGUGGCUAUCCUCUCUGCCUGUUCUCAUGCAGGGCAAGUCGGACAGGGAUGUCGCUACUUCGACCAAAUGGUGCAUCAGUUCGGAAUUAGACCAUCCAUUGAGCAUUUUGGAUGCAUGGUGGAUCUUCUUGGCCGUGCUGGGAGGCUUGCAGAAGCAGAACAACUCAUUUUAUCGAUGCCGGAAGAACCUAACUCGAUUGUAUUGGGCGCAUUGCUUAAUGCUUGUAGAAUCCAUAAUGAUGUUGAGAGGGGGAGGUACUUAUUCAAGCGGCUAAUCAAUUUGGAACCUUCACUUGAUCGAUAUAAACUAGCAGCAUCUCUAUUUGCUAAUAAUGGAGAAGGGUACGAGAUUAGAAAGUUGGUCAAGGAUGAAGAUUUGGUAGCUAGAUGCGGCUUGAGCAAUAUUCAGGUGGAUGGGGUGGUUCACGAGUUCAUGGUCAGUGAUAUCGCGAAUAACAGGUCCCGUGAUAUCUACGAGGCAUUAGGAGGAUUAGUAGAUCAAUAAAGCUGGUGAAGUCAUUUGAUGGUUAGACUUCUGUUAAGAUUGUGAGAUUCACAACACUUGGAAAACAUUCUGUAGGAAAUAAAAUGUGUUACUGGAUAAGACUAUAGGGCCUAUAAAGACACAAUCUAUCAGGUUUAAUUUCAGCAGAACAAAAAGAAUAAAUCCAGUGCAGUCACAAAUAUUGCCAGCUCGCUUAUUACAUCAAUAUAGGAAAACGUAGCUGAAGGAAAAGAUAGCUGCUGAUUAUGACAUGCGACACUCUUCCACAGCUGCUAACCGGCCACAGAACCAUGAUGAAGGAGAAGGGCAUCCUUUAAACAGAAUAAAGCAAGAUGUAUGUGUGCUGUGCAGCAGAACGUAAAUGCAGUACCUGCAGAAAUAUUAAAAGGACCACAUGAUUGCGACACGUGGGUUGAGAACAUAGUUGCAGUUGCAUGGAUCUACUCCGUGCAGUAGAUGGGGGCAACAGCUCAAUAGUAUCACAACCUUACUGUAAGGGAAAUCUUGUAUAAACGUAGCGACUUUUUAAAAAAACUUCAGUGAUACCAACAAGAUUUCCUCAUUAAUUUGUCCACGACAUCAUUAAUUCCACCAAGAAAUGAAGCAUCUGAAAAUCCAAGCCAGUUCUGCAAGUGUCUAACCAAAGACAAGCAAUUGUAUCAAUACAUAUCUUUGAAAAAGGUGCUCCUUUAUUAUA